Auxenochlorella protothecoides is the source of this 1521-nucleotide messenger RNA. RefSeq lists its product as hypothetical. Gene Ontology annotation, biological process: regulation of microtubule nucleation. The coding region runs from base 1 to 1521 and encodes 506 amino acids. NCBI's taxonomy places the organism in Eukaryota, Viridiplantae, Chlorophyta, Trebouxiophyceae, Chlorellales, Chlorellaceae. The record is from RefSeq and is a predicted model, not a curated record. Gene Ontology annotation, molecular function: gamma-tubulin complex binding; protein binding. The transcript has 5 exons.
AUGGGCACGGGCGACUACCCCGCCGAGCUCCUGGCCGGGUGCUCCGGCACCAGCCUGCAUCUAUGGAGGGUGAGUAAUGUGAACUCCAGCCCUCCUGUGCCCAACAGUCACCCUGGUCAGCAGCCCCUGGAGGUCGUGGCGUGGAACCGGAACAACAAGGUGGUCGCGGGGGCACGGGCCGAUGGCAGCGUCUCCCUGUCGUACAGCAAUGGCGAGGCCAUGAGCGUGCUGAACCGUCCUGCCGGCUCCAGUGCGAUCGUCACUCCCACCGCCCUGGCGUGGGCCAGCGGGUCCAAACGACUGGCAGUGGCAGGCAGGAGCGGCGCCAUUGGCGUGCACGACAUGACCAACAAGGCAUGCACCACAGUGCAUCUCCCGGAGCCCAUAGCGGCUCUGCAGUACCACCCUGCUGACCGCUUCCUGGCAGUCUGUGGUGGAGCCUCGGCCACGCUGUUGGACAGGGACCUGCGGCCUGUUGGCCAACUGACCCCGGAACCUGGCAUGGCGCCCGCCACAUGCAUGCACCUGGACUCCAGCUCGGCUUGCCUGACCCUGGGCCACGCCGACGGCAGCCUGAACGUGUGGGACCUGCCCUCCCGGCGGACUGUUGCCGCCUCCCAAGCGCUGGGCCGUGGGGGGAUCUGCAGCGUGUCCUCUCCAGCCGGCGACCCGAGCUCCGUGUACGCUGCCGCCAAGGAUGGCAGCGUGUGGUGCCUGGUGAGCGUGGGUGAAGGGCAUGGCGUGGGCCCAGCAGGCAGCACGGCGCCUAGCGCAGGGGCAGCUGCGCUCGAGGACAUUCGCAGGCGGCUGCCGUUGGCGAUCGGGUCGCGGUGGGGCACCGAGGCCGGCCAGGACCGGGCGGCUGCCACGCCUGCGCCCCAGGUCACGGCGAGGGAGUGGAGCGAGGGGCCCAGGCGGGAGGCAGCCAGAGAGGGCGGCGACGCUGGAUCGGCAGGCGGCGCGCACGGUCCGCGCCCGCACACCUCCGAGCCGACGUCGAGCACGGCCAGCGCAAAUGCCAACCCAGCACUGCAGCGCGCGCCCUCAGGCGCGCGCCUGUCGUCCCCCGCCAAGUCAUCGCCCGGGACGGACUCUGGGAAGAAGGGGGCGGACACGGCGCAGGAGGGCUGGCGGAUACCUGCUGUGGCCCGCGACUCGCCGCCGCGCAGCUUCCGACCGGGGCGAGAGGCGGCCGAGGGCCCGGGCUCGCCCGACGGCAGCAACGAGUCGGUGCGGCCCAUGGAGGAGGACUCCCUCCUUGGGACUGCACCGGCACAGGGCGCAGCAGCAGGGUCGCCGCUGCGCAGGCAGCCGCCCCCCCCGCUAGCCAGCGUGUCUCGGGAUGACCUCCUGGCCCUGCACCUCGACAUGCUCAACCAGUUCCAGGCCCAGCGCAUUCACAUGGAGGAACUGUUGAAGGAGAUGGGGAGCCGUCAGGACCAGCUGUCGGCCGAGCUUUCCAGCUUGCGGCAGCAACUGGGCUCGCUGCUCACGCAGAGGAACGAUUUGCGCUGGCUGUGA